AUGGCUCGUGAAUCAUUGAAGAAAGGAAUCUCCAUGGAUGAUGGUCGACUUCGCUUGAGCCGUAGAAUCCGCUUUCUUCUUCUUGAGUGGCUUCGCCGUUCUCGCUCCGGCAGAAUAGAAUUUGUCAGACGAUUCGGAUACAAGGAAAUAACGAAAGCAACAGAAGGUUUCCGUAAAGUUAUUUACAGCAACCAUCACGGGUCUGCAUACAGAGCCAAAUUCAAAGGUGGCGAGGUAGCUUUGGUCAAAGAACUGAACUCUCUCGAUCUUGGACGAGAAAGGUUUUAUGAGGAAGUGCAACUCUUGGGACGUUUACGUCACCGUCAUCUCCUCACACUUUGCGGGUUUUGCACUGGACGCAAGAGGCUGCUAGUGUUUGACAACAUUGAAAACGGAAGCUUGAAAGAACACCUCAAUGAUCCGCUUAAGACUCCUUUGAACUGGAAGACUCGCAUCCAAAUAGCCAUUGGAGUCGCAGCUGCAUUAGAAUAUUUGCUAAUCUUCAGCAGUAGUGAUGCAAAAAUAUAUGAUGUUUCAGUGAACUCAUGUAACAUCAUGUUGGAUGAAAACUUCACCCCCAAAAUUUCAGAUAUCCGCGUCAACAGACACCCACGACGCCAUCCCAAAGUAAUCAACGAUUCUUGCUCGAAUGGAUCAUGUGCGGAUGAGGAAUGUGGAAACGUGAUAUUCCAACUAGGAGUGUUGAUGUUGGAGCUGAUCACAGGACAAUCAUCGGACAGACAAGGCGAAGACUUGAUCGAGUGGGUACAACACUCAUGCAUUGCAAACUCCAUUGAUAAGAUGAUAGAUCCAGAUUUAGGUAACGACUAUAACUCUAGAGAACUCCAGAAAGUUCUAGCCGUGGCUCGACUCUGCAUAAAAUCGAGGUACGAGCACCCUUCGUUCUCAAUCACACAUGUAUACCGGUAUCUACAGAAGAAGAUUGAUGUUGCAACAUAA
Messenger RNA from Arabis nemorensis, 960 nucleotides. The record is from the annotation of a GenBank genome assembly. Lineage: Eukaryota; Viridiplantae; Streptophyta; Magnoliopsida; Brassicales; Brassicaceae.